This is a messenger RNA of Eruca vesicaria subsp. sativa (arugula), 357 nucleotides long. NCBI's taxonomy places the organism in Eukaryota, Viridiplantae, Streptophyta, Magnoliopsida, Brassicales, Brassicaceae. The record is from the annotation of a GenBank genome assembly.
AUGGAUAGGUUGAAUCACAACUCACUGAAUGGGAAAAGUAUCACCGGUGCAGAAGAUUUGGAUGUUGUUAUCUCUGCUCCUUUCCCUUUCAAGAACCAGAAGCCUCAGUCAGUAACCGUUGGAGAUACUUCUUACGACUCCUUCACCAUCAAGAACACUACGGACGAGGCUGUGGAUUUAUGGACCAAAAUUUACGUAUCUAACCCUGAGGAUUCUUUCACCCUUUCCAUCUUGAAACCGCCUUCGAAAGAUUCAGACGUCAAGGAUAUUGGUUUGCAUACGAAUGUUAUAAGUGUUGAUUGGGGGUGUGACAACGUUGAGCAUGUUGUUUUCCUUUUGGCUGAGGAUAAGAUAUAG